ACAUCAUCCCUUCUAGACGGGAAAGGAGGAGGAAGAAGAAGAAGAGGGGGACGACCUUGACCUUUUAUGGAGCAAAGAUGACGCCCCGGCGGAUUCUCUGUCCGCUGCCGCCGUGGGGACAGGAAGUGAUGAAACUCGCCGCUGUUCAAGCGCUGUUGAGCAGGACGUGGAGACGGAGGACGCCGAGAGCCGAGACGAGGCGUUAGACGGGGGGGACGACGACUGGAACCCCGACACCCGUCCUGCGCCGCGGGCGUCCAAGCAGCCCCGCAGGAAGCGCAGCGCCAAGGCUCCGGGCAGGGAGGGGACGCUGAUCAAGCGUAAAAAGCUGUGUAAGAUCUGCGGCGUGUGGUACCGGAUGACGGGCAGUUUGAUCAAACACGCCUGGAGUCACGCGGAGGAAUCGCCGCACGUCUGCGGCGUGUGCGGCGAGAACUUCCCCUCGACGGAGGACUUAAAGGGACACCUUAAGACGUACCAGAAAACCCACGAGUGCUCGUACUGCUCCAUGGCCUUCUUCACCCUCACCGGCCUCAAGGGCCACACCACGCGGCACACAGGCGAGCGUCCCUUCAAAUGCGACGUCUGCGGGAAAACCUUCUCGCGCGUGGCGAGUCUGAGCGUGCACCGCUGGGUCCACGUGGAGGAGAAACCCUACAAGUGCGAGGUUUGCCCGAGGACGUUUGGGUUGAGGGGGCAGCUCCAAGCGCACCGCCGCAGGCACGGCGUGCGGGACAAGUACCAGUGCAACGUCUGCGGCAAGCUCCUCACCGACCUGCGGUCGCUGUUCCGCCACAAGACGAUCCACUCGGCGGAGCGGCGCCACGGCUGCGACGUCUGCGGGAAGCGCUUCCGACUGGUCAACACGCUGAAGUCGCACCAGCUGACGCACACGGUGCGCGAGCGCCCGUUCCUCUGCCACAUCUGCUGCAACACCUUCACCACAAACUACACGCUCAACGCCCACUUCCGCCGCGUGCACAGCAGCGAGCGCCCGUUCGCCUGCGCCUCGUGCGGCAAGGGGUUUAUAUCCAACGGCGAGCGCAAGGCGCACAUGCGCAUGCACACGGGCGAGGCGCCGUACGGCUGCUCCGAGUGCGGGCGCUUCUUCAAGCGCAAGAGCCACCUGAACAACCACGUGCGGACGCACCUCGGCAUCAAGCAGUUCGUCUGCGCCGUGUGCGGGAAGGCGUGCUCGCGCCAGGAGCACCUGACGGUGCACAUGAGGACGCACAACGGGGAGAGACCGUACCAGUGCUCGCUCUGCGACCGGGCCUUCACGCAGAGCCACUGUCUGAAGACGCACAUGAAGAGCCACGGGGGGGGCGGGGGGGGCGGCGGUGGCGGAGGAGGAGUAAAAAAAGAAGAAGAAGAAGAAGAAGAAGAAGAGGAGGUGCCGCUGAACGCAUCGGCGCCCUGA
Messenger RNA from Etheostoma cragini (Arkansas darter), 1420 nucleotides. Its product is annotated as zinc finger protein 239-like. The transcript is spliced from 2 exons. Gene Ontology annotation, molecular function: DNA-binding transcription factor activity; RNA polymerase II cis-regulatory region sequence-specific DNA binding. Lineage: Eukaryota; Metazoa; Chordata; Actinopteri; Perciformes; Percidae. Bases 359 to 1420 code for a protein of 353 amino acids. Gene Ontology annotation, biological process: regulation of transcription by RNA polymerase II. The record is from RefSeq and is a predicted model, not a curated record.